AUGAUCUUGUCGGGUCACGAAACUGCCCCUCAGUCAAAACAGGCUUCCAUCGUGUCUGAUUCUAUGAGCUUGAAGGCUGCGAUCCUAAUAUUAGGGCUCGUAUGGAGCUUCCAGGCAGCGUUAGGGAUUAGAUUCGUGAUAGACAGAGAAGAAUGUUUCUCCCACAAGGCUGAAUAUGAAGGGGAUACGCUUCAUGUCUCUUUCGUCGUCAUCAAGUCUGAUUCUCAAUGGCAUUUUAACGAGGAUGGUGUAGAUCUUGUGAUACACGGGCCAACAGGCGAACAAAUACAUGACUUCAGGGAGCAGAUAAGCGCAAAGCACGACUUUGUUGUCCAGAAGAAAGGGGUUUACCGUUUUUGUUUCACAAACAAGUCUCCUUAUCACGAGACCAUUGACUUCGAUGUACAGCUUGGUCACUUUGCGUACUACGAUCAGCACGCAAAAGACGAGCAUUUCACUCCGUUGAUGGAGCAAAUAUCAAAGUUGGAGGAGGCUCUUUACAACAUCCAGUUUGAACAACAUUGGUUAGAGGCUCAGACCGAUCGUCAAGCUAUCGUGAACGAGAGCAUGAGCAAGAGAGCAGUACACAAAGCUUUGUUCGAGUCGUUCGCAUUGGUCGGGGCAAGCCUCCUCCAAAUUUAUCUUCUGCGUCGCUUGUUUGAACGCAAACUCGGCAUGUCGCGUGUCUAAAAGUAUGAGCUUAUCAUAUGAUUUUGGAGGCUUUUGUUUUUAGCCCCUAAGAACUUAUUUCGCCUAAAUUGUACCAGAGAAUCUUUACUUUAACUCUUUUACAGACACAAUCGUUAGUUCAUCGAAAGAUUUGCGUUUUACCAUGUUCAAGAAUAUCCACUCGUGGCUAUGAUUUAAUCAG
Messenger RNA from Thlaspi arvense, 871 nucleotides. The record is from the annotation of a GenBank genome assembly. NCBI's taxonomy places the organism in Eukaryota, Viridiplantae, Streptophyta, Magnoliopsida, Brassicales, Brassicaceae.